This is a messenger RNA of Ziziphus jujuba (common jujube), 2428 nucleotides long. RefSeq names its product tyrosine--tRNA ligase, chloroplastic/mitochondrial. Gene Ontology annotation, biological process: tyrosyl-tRNA aminoacylation. The transcript has 2 exons. Lineage: Eukaryota; Viridiplantae; Streptophyta; Magnoliopsida; Rosales; Rhamnaceae. The record is from RefSeq and is a predicted model, not a curated record. Gene Ontology annotation, cellular component: cytosol; mitochondrion; chloroplast stroma. The coding region runs from base 110 to 1474 and encodes 454 amino acids. Gene Ontology annotation, molecular function: RNA binding; ATP binding; tyrosine-tRNA ligase activity.
AUUAUCAUAAGAUGUCAAAAUAUAUGUCACACGGCCGCUCAUUAUUGGUUGAGGUGAAGAGAGAGACAAACUGCUUUUCGGAUUGGGUUUUUGGGCUGGUGGAUUGGGAAUGGCUGGUGUAACGGCCGCCGCCGGCGGCACCGGUGCCGCAAUGUCGAGGGCUUUCCAUUACCGUUUCAGCCAUUUCUACUUCCCCUUCAGAAGCUCACUUUCUUCUCCACGAACUUCUUCCAUAGCUGCGUCCUCUUCCCUCCUAUUCCAUGGCAACACAACGCUCAGUUUCAGUAGCUUCGGGAGGAACCAUUUCUUCGUCUCUUCCGCCGUCUCCGAUCGUACAAAUGGAGAAUCUCACCGUCGUCCCAACGUCGUCGACAUCCUCGAGGAAAGGGGUUUGCUUGAAUCCCUCACCAGCGACAAUCUCAGGAAUGCUUGUUCCGACCCAAAUCUCCCUCCUCUCAAGGUCUACUGUGGCUUCGACCCAACUGCCCAGUCCUUGCAUUUGGGUAACCUUCUUGGAAUCAUCGUUCUCUCAUGGUUCCAGAAAUGCGGUCACCGAGCCGUUGCUUUGAUUGGCGGAGCCACUGCCAGAGUUGGAGACCCUUCAGGUAAGAGCUUGGAGAGGCCAGAGCUCGACCCAGAAACUCUGGUCAAUAACACAUUGGGUAUCACCGAUACAAUAACAAGAAUUCUGGGUUCUCGUUCUCGAGCCCAGAAAUUUUCUGGGGAUUAUUCGGAUUCCCUUGUGAUUUUGAAUAACUAUGAUUGGUGGAAAGAGGUUCUGUUGCUGGAUUUUCUUAAGCAAGUGGGUCGGUUUGCGAGGGUUGGAACUAUGAUGGCCAAGGAGAGUGUGAAGAAGAGAUUGGAAUCGGAACAGGGAAUGAGCUAUACAGAGUUCACGUACCAGUUGCUUCAAGGGUAUGAUUUUCUUUACCUGUUUAAGAAUGAGGGUAUUAAUGUUCAGAUUGGUGGGAGUGAUCAGUGGGGGAAUAUAACUGCUGGGACUGAGCUUAUUCGGAAAAUACUUCAGGCAGAGGGGGAGGGGACUUAUGGCUUGACAUUUCCUCUUCUUUUGAAGGGCGAUGGCACCAAAUUUGGCAAGUCAGAGGAUGGUGCAAUUUGGCUUUCAGCAGCCAUGUUGUCUCCUUACAAGUUCUAUCAGUAUUUCUUCUCUGUUUCGGACUCGGAUGUGGUGAGGUUUCUCAAGGUUCUAACUUUCCUUGACAUGGAAGAGAUAAAGGAUUUGGAGAAGGAUAUGAAGAAGCCAGGCUACAUUCCCAACACGGCUCAACGAAAGCUUGCAGAAGAAGUUACCCGUUUUGUCCAUGGUGAGGAUGGUCUAGCUGAGGCUCUUAAGGCAACUGAAGCAUUAAGGCCUGGGGCUGAGGCCAAAUUGGAUUGGAAGACCAUUGAGGGCAUUGCAGAGGACGUGCCGUCCUGCUCUUUGGCUUAUGAUCAGGUUGUUUCACAAGUUUAACUUCCCAUAGUUGGAAUGGCAGUCUCAAAACCUUCCACCAGCAGCUCCAUGAAAAAACAGGUAACCUCUUUUAUUUUGUUUUGUCUUUUUGACUUUUAUUGUUUUUGAUUUUGUAUUUUGUCUUCUGGAGCACAUCAAAGGAGAGGUAUGAUAAAACUCCUUGAGGAGUUAAUUUUCUCACAAUUUGAAGUAAGCUUUCUUAGUCAUAUGGUCAUUAGCUUUUUGAUAACUGAAAAUUAUCACCUUUUUCACUAACAUGUCAAAAUAAAGCAAUAAUAACCAUCAACAGAAAAGAAAGAUUGCCCCCUUUCUCAUUUAUGAUUCUGGCUGUAGUUCUUUAAUUUCCUAUUGCAUCAUAAUUCAUUUUGUCUGUUUAAAGCCUUGUUGAGAUAAGGUGGCAAAUGUUGUCAUUAAUAGGAUAUAUUAUGAAAACGUUUUAGAACAUUCAUUGGUCUUGCCUCAUUGCCUUAGUAUUUUCACUAUGAUUAUCUUGCACCCGCUUCGGGUUUCUUAGACGAAAACUGUUCCACUGUAUUCCCAGUCUCAACCUCACUUUAUGUUUUGUCUUUAAUCGGAAAAACUCCAUAUCUGGACAGGCUACUAUCCUCCACAAGUUUACCAGUAGUUGCACUUAUGAUAAAUUGAAAGAUUUCUAAGCAUUUAGAUGCUAGUGGAUUGCUAAUCAGCACUUUUUUGUUUGAUUGUGAAUGUAUCUUUCUUAUGUAUGAUCCAAGUCCUGAUGAGGUGCACUGUCAAUAGACUGAAUGCUUUUUGUGGCUUCAUUUAAAUUUUUGUGUUCUUUCUAGUUAAGUAUACAAAGAUAACGUAGUUGGUGUUUAUACAGAUGAAAAGCCUUAACUUGUAUCUUUCUUUCUCUUUUCUAUGUAAGAAAACUUUUGUAUAGAUAGAGGUCUAUAAUAUUUAAUGGAAUGUAUCUUCUUCUUUUUAAUAAAA